Messenger RNA from Pundamilia nyererei, 5105 nucleotides. RefSeq names its product adaptor related protein complex 3 subunit beta 2 (gene ap3b2). Gene Ontology annotation, cellular component: membrane coat; AP-3 adaptor complex. The record is from RefSeq and is a predicted model, not a curated record. The coding region runs from base 370 to 3918 and encodes 1182 amino acids. NCBI's taxonomy places the organism in Eukaryota, Metazoa, Chordata, Actinopteri, Cichliformes, Cichlidae. The transcript is spliced from 28 exons. Gene Ontology annotation, biological process: intracellular protein transport; vesicle-mediated transport.
AUGUCUGCUGCUUCACUCAGCAGUAACAGAAGACAGCAAGAGAAAAAAAUACAACAGAGCUCUGGAGCUACCGCUGGAUUUUUAAUGGGGAAUAGGCAGCAACCUCUCCUCAGGAUGGAGCAUUUAUGAGGAGGCUUGCUGUGCCAGUCUUGCAGGAAAUGUCCACAUACUUAGCCUUAGAGGGAAGGAGGAUUUCUAACAGAGUAGCUGACGCUGCUCUUUGGGGCAUGAAAACUGUGUGAGGAGCUCCAGGAGAAUUUCCUCCGAUUAACCGGAAAGCUUUGAUCUUCUCGCAGCUUUUUUUUUCUUUGUUUUUUCUCUCCACGUGAUCCAACCUGUGGUUCCACAGGUCAAGGCGAAGUUUAAAACAUGACCGCCAUGCAAAAGCUGCUGCAGCUGCCGGUGAACGCGGUGAACAUGGUGAAGACCGUGCAAAGUCAGGUCCAAGGCCAGGAGGAGGACAAGAGCCCCGUGCUGACUCCCGAUAGCGGGCAGCAGGCUUGGUACAGCGCCCUCCAGCCUGAUGAGCUGCGCCACCUCCGAUCUGGAGGUACAGGUGGAGGAGGAGGAGGUGACCAGGAGGAACGAGCCCCACUGGAGGAAGGUGGUGGAGGUGGUUUCCAAACUCAACCGCUGCGACAUGACGACUUGAAAGAGAUGCUGGACAGCAACAAAGACUCCCUGAAGCUGGAGGCAAUGAAGCGGAUUGUAGCUAUGAUUGCCCGAGGUAAAAAUGCAUCAGAUCUCUUCCCCGCUGUGGUGAAAAACGUGGCUUGUAAAAACAUAGAGGUGAAGAAGCUGGUCUAUGUUUACUUGGUGCGUUACGCUGAGGAGCAGCAGGAUCUUGCUCUGCUUUCAAUUUCCACGUUUCAGCGAGGUCUGAAGGAUCCGAACCAGCUGAUCAGAGCCAGCGCCCUGCGAGUCCUCUCCAGCAUAAGAGUAACAAUCAUCGUUCCAAUAAUGAUGUUGGCCAUCAAAGAAGCUGCUUCGGAUAUGUCUCCGUAUGUCAGGAAGACCGCAGCACAUGCAAUCCCUAAACUAUACAGUUUGGAUCCUGAACAAAAAGACCAGCUGAUUGAAGUCAUAGAGAAACUCCUCGCUGACAAAACCACGUUGGUGGCAGGAAGCGUUGUGAUGGCUUUUGAAGAGGUGUGUCCGGAGCGCAUUGAUCUAAUCCACAAGAACUACAGGAAGCUGUGUAAUCUCUUGAUUGAUGUUGAGGAGUGGGGGCAGGUCGUCAUCAUCAACAUGCUAACCCGCUACGCCAGAACGCAGUUUCUCAACCCAAACAUCAAUGAGUCCCUGCUGGAGGAGGGAGGCAGCGGCGAUAAGACCUUCUACGGCUCAGAUGAAGAUGAGGAUGAAGACGAAGAGGAGAAGGAGAAGAAGGCCGAGGCUGCUGCCAUGGCUAAGAGGAAGCCAUAUGUGAUGGAUCCAGACCACCGGCUGCUACUAAGGAAUACCAAACCGCUCCUGCAGAGCCGCAACGCAGCUGUGGUGAUGGCUGUGGCUCAGCUGUAUUUCCAUCUGGCCCCUAAAGCGGAGGUUGGUGUGAUUGCCAAGGCCCUGGUCCGUCUCCUGAGGAGCCACAGUGAAGUCCAGUAUGUUGUUCUUCAGAACGUGGCAACAAUGUCCAUUAAGAGACGGGGGAUGUUUGAACCAUAUCUGAAGAGUUUCUACAUCCGCUCAACAGAUCCAACUCAGAUCAAAGUCCUAAAGCUGGAGGUUCUAACCAAUCUGGCCAACGAGACAAACAUUUCCACCAUCCUCAGAGAAUUUCAGACAUAUAUUAAAAGCAUGGAUAAAGACUUUGUGGCUGCAACAAUCCAAGCCAUUGGUCGCUGUGCUACCAACAUCAGCGAGGUGAGGGACACAUGUCUGAACGGUCUUGUGCAGCUGCUCUCCAACCGAGAUGAGUUGGUGGUUGCCGAGUCAGUGGUUGUUAUCAAGAAGCUGCUGCAGAUGCAGCCGGAGAAGCACAGCGACAUCAUAAAGCACAUGGCGAAACUAACCGACAACAUUCAGGUGCCAAUGGCACGGGCAAGUAUCCUGUGGCUGAUUGGAGAAUACUGUGAGCAUGUACCUAAGAUCGCCCCAGAUGUUCUAAGGAAGAUGGCCAAGUCAUUCACUAAUGAAGAGGACAUUGUGAAGCUUCAGAUCAUCAAUUUGGCAGCCAAGCUAUAUCUGACCAACUCCAAACAGACUAAACUGCUGACGCAGUAUGUUCUCAACUUGGCCAAAUACGACCAGAACUACGACAUCCGCGACCGGGCACGCUUCAUUCGCCAACUCAUUGUGCCCACCGAGAAGAGUGGAGCCCUAAGCAAGUAUGCUAAAAAGCUGUUCCUCGCCCUCAAACCUGCACCCGUCCUUGAGUCUCCUUUUAAAGAUCGAGACCACUUCCAGUUGGGUUCACUCUCCCACCUGUUGAAUGCCAAGGCUGGGGGCUACCAGGAGUUGCCUGACUGGCCUGAAGCUGCCCCUGACCCCUCCGUGCGCAACGUGGAGGUGAAGGAGUCUGUUUUUACGCUGCUUGAAAGAGUCACAACAUUAACAAGUGUGCCUGAGUGGACCAAAUGCAGUAGCCGUGAGAAGAGGAAGGAGAAGAAAGUAGAAAAGCCGUUCUACACCGACUCAGAGGGAGAGUCUGGUCCUACGGAGUCUGCUGACAGUGAGUCAGACUCUGCCAGUGGCUUGGAAAGCAGCAGUGGCAGCGAGGAGAGCGGGUCGGGAUCAGAGAGCGAAGAGAGUAAGGAAGCCUCCGAGUCUGAGGAAGAAGAAGAGGAGGAGGAAGAGGAACAGAAGAAGAAAAAAAAGAAAGAUCUAAAGAAGCCAGUGCAAGAAAGCGAAAGUGAGCAGAGCAGCGAAGAAGAAGAGAGGAAGCACCAGAGGAAGAGUAAACCGCGCAAGAGCGAGUCAGAGUCUGAAUCUGACGAAGAUGAGGAAAGCGAGUCUGAAAGCAGCCAGUCAGAGUCUGAAGACUCGGAGUCAGAGGCUGAGGUCAAGAAGAAAAAAAAGACGGCUGAAUCUAAACCUCCUCCCAAGCCUCUCAAGAAAGAGAGCAAGAAAGAAAAGAAAGAAAUGUCUCUGCUCGACCUUGAUGAUUUUGAACCUGCUCCCUCACCACAAGUCACACCGGUCAACACCUUCCUAUCCAACAGCCUCGUGACCGACCUGGAGGGGCUGUCUUUGUCUGACUCUGUCCUCUCCCCAGCAACCAUUGCUCCCUCCAGCGCGCUGAAGAGCUACGAGCUGCUUCACCGGAUCACGGGUGAGGGUCUGUCGGUGGAGUACUGUUUCAGCCGGCAGCCUUUCAGCCCUGACGCCAACAUGGUGGCGGUGCAGAUGCAGUUCACCAACAGCGCCUCUUCCGACACCAAGAACCUGCACAUAGAGGAUGUGAAGCUCCAGUCUGGGAUGAGGGUCAAGGAGUUCCCAGAGAUCGAGCUACUUCCGGCAGGUGAGACGGCCACAGCUGUGAUGGGCAUCGAUUUCUGUGAUUCAACGCAAGCAGCAAACUUCCAGCUGUGCACUCACACCAGGAAAUUCUUCGUGUCGAUCCAGCCACCUGUCGGGGAGCUGAUGAGGCCCGUCUUCCUGACAGAGAACGAGUUUAAAAAGGAACAAGGUCAGCUGAUGGGCAUGAACGAGAUCACAGAGAAACUAACUUUGGACGUCAAGUGCCGAAACGAACACGCCAUCGUCCAGAGAGUGACCACCGCUGCCAACCUCAGCAGAGUGCCCUGUGGGUCAGAUAAAGAGUGCAGGUUUGCAGGCAGGACGGUGACCAGUGGCAGCUUGGUGCUGGUCACCGUGGCAACCAAAGAGGAAGGAGCCGCCCAGCUGACGGUCAACUGUGAGAAAAUGGUGAUCGGCACGAUGCUGGUGAAAGACAUCCUCCAGGCUCUAACGCAGUGACGCGAACCAGCUCUCCAGCUUUGAACUCCGCCUCCACCUGUACUUCAGCCAUCCCUCACAUAUCAUCUAAGACUUGUCAGUGUAGCAUCUCCUGCGAGCCGUGUCAGUGAGGAAGCUUCCACAACAUUUGUUUUGUUAGAAGAGCCCCAAACCUUUAGAAAUGACUCCCAGAGACAGUGAAUGCCACACCUGGACCUGACAAUUAAAACUGAACCUGAAUGUUUUUACUUGCUUUCCAAAAAUACUAAUUUCCGAACGUUUUGGGGUUUUUUUUUCUUUCCUUGAGGAGCUAAUUGGACUUACUGGACUCACAUUUACUUAAUCUAAACCUUUUUUUCUUUAGUAUAAAGUUAAUGUCAGAAUUUGUUUCCUGGAUAAACAUUAAUCGAGGCUGCAGGUUUAUUCUUGACUUUGAAAAAAAACAGUGGCUCUGAAACGUUCAGCCACAGCCUGUGAUCUUCCUCAGUGGAGGCAGUUGCUCAGUUGUCAUCGACAAAGACUGAAUAAACUGCAUUUUUCAUCAUUUGUGAAAUCAAAAUCAGCUACAGCGACGACUAAGUCAUCCGUGAUAUUCAAAUCCAAUUUGUGAUGCUAGAUUUUUCUGUGCUCUCACCUGGUACAUAAUAAAAUCUGAAGUAGGACACAUCUUUUAAAAAAAUCCAGAAGAAUCUUCAAUCAGUAGUAGUAACUGGACUCAUCCGCCUUCUGUUAAUGCUGUAGUCAGGCUUUACAAAGAUUAGGUGAGCAAAAAAUAAACAAAAACAUGUGCAGUAAGAUGUUCACUAGGUUCAGGCUAUUAACACUGUGCAGUAAGAAUAUGUGACUCUUGGCGAUCAGGACACUUUAUUUUCCCAAUAAAGUGGUCCUACACCAUAAACGUCGCUCACUCACGAGCUCCCUUGAUUUUUUUUCUUUUAAAUCUCAGGCUAGAUUUAAUCCAAGUGUAGGAAACUGAAAUAAUCCCAUCUACAUUGCGACUGCUGGUUUUAUAUACUUUUUGCUUUUAUUCCAACUUUAUGUAUAUCAGGUAAUGACUAAACCAUCUCUAUGACAAAUGAGCAACAUCAUACGCUGGGGAAAGACUGGACCUCCACAGGUUUUCGUCGGAACUAAAGGAGGUCUUUCUAUGGUGUUAACAUGAAGAUGAAACAACUUUCAGUUCAGUUCAUUUUAUUUAUAUAGCUACA